UUUUAACUUCCGGGUUAUCAAUGCUAGGUGGAGCAAUGACAUUGUACCAAACAGAAUUGAAGUCAAACCGUCGAGUGGCUUACAGUUUAUUAUUUCACAUGCUUUGAAAGUUUAAAUCAGCACUGACAUUGCCGUCAACAUGUCAUCCCCCACCACAGGUUUUAACGACGAGCUGCAGCCCGAAGGAGCGCAGGCGUCAGCUCGCGCUGCGUACGUCCUCACAGAUGAGGAAAGGAGGGUGUUCGCAGAGUGCAACAAGGAGAGCUUUUGGUACAGGUCGUUGCCCCUCUCUUUGAUCAGCGUGGGAGUCACUCAAGCCCUACUUGCCAAAGGUAUUGUGACUACAUCUCCAAGGUUUGGAUCUCUACCCAGAUUGGCCUUCGCUGGCUUUUUGGGCUACCUGCUUGGGAAAUUUUCAUACACGAGGGAGUGCCAGGAGAAGUUGAAGGGGUUGGAGAACUCUCCUCUGGGAGAAAUGCUCAGACAGCAAUCAGGAACGCCUUUACAAAUUCCCAAGAGGCCUCAGUCAGAGAUGAGUGACCCAGACACCAAAUCAUUUGACACAAUGUUCCAGCCAGCAGAAGUCCACAGCCAAGCGUCAGUCAAAAGGGAUUUUGAAUAUGGCUAUAAUCCAGAGCCACCCUUGUCUGUGGGCAAAGAAGAUUAUUACAGCGCUCCAGUGGAAGAAGACGAGCCCAGGAAGAAGUCCAUCCUCUAUGAGGACCUGAGGCUCAAGAACAGAGAGAACUACGAGGUCACGCUCAAUCAGAAGGCCGACGCGAUGCUCAAGAAUCAAGAGCCGAUGCACAAAACAUUGCCUGAGAGAGAGCCAUGGAGACCCAAGAACGAAGUUAAGAAGAACAUCUAUGGAGAUACCUGGGAGGACUGAGUCUUUAUAUAAAAUUAAGAUGUAAUCUAUAUGUGGGCUUCACUGACACUGCAGUACAUUAGGCAGCCCAGUGGUCAUUUUGCGCCAGUUUGACUCAGGUGUCAUGAGGUUGUAGAGUUCCUGAUAAAUCUCUUUGCAAAAGAGUCAAUUAAACCAAAUCAAAUUAGCAGUAAAA
This is a messenger RNA of Centropristis striata (black sea bass), 1064 nucleotides long. RefSeq names its product OCIA domain-containing protein 1-like. The transcript is spliced from 8 exons. Gene Ontology annotation, cellular component: endosome. NCBI's taxonomy places the organism in Eukaryota, Metazoa, Chordata, Actinopteri, Perciformes, Serranidae. The coding region runs from base 140 to 889 and encodes 249 amino acids. The record is from RefSeq and is a predicted model, not a curated record.